AGCAAAAUCUGUUUUGUUGAUUAUCAAGCAUGGAGCGUAUUUAAGCGCCGCUCUCGCUGUAGGCACUGCCUCUACGAUGGUGCUGUCUUCCAUCCCGUUCGUUGGAUUUUCACUUCCCUCAUCUCAACCCUUUUACGAAGCUAAUUCCUUAACCUGUUCGCUUUCUCAACGGGUUGACUCGGGCUCGCCGGAGCUCGCCAAAUCCUGCUUCUGCUGCAGAAGACGGCGCUUCCUUCAAUCGGCAUCCAUGGCAACUACUCUCUUCCCGAUUGUCCCCUCAACUGCCGCCGUUCCGCGUUCUAAUUACACGGAUGUUCUUAAUAAGUUUCAUCCGCCCAAGCCUGGUUGGUACGAAGAGUUAUAUGCAUCAGUUCUGAAGAAUGCGACUAAAUCUUAUGAAGCUGAGGUUGCGCGUUACAAGGCAGAAAUAUUCAGCAAUUUGAGGGAAAAGGCGCAUAAAAUUUUGGAGAUUGGAAUUGGUACAGGACCUAAUCUCAGUUACUAUGCUAGUAAUUCUGAUGUUCAGGUUGUUGGCAUUGAUCCAAACCAAAAGAUGGAGAAGUAUGCUCGGUCCUCGGCAGUAUCUGCUGGCUUGCCCCCUUCCAAUUUUGAGUUUAUACAUGCUGUGGGGGAGGUUAUACCAUUAGAUGAUGCUUCUGUGGAUGCAGUGGUUGGAACACUUGUCUUGUGUUCUGUUAAAGAUGUUUCUAUGACCCUUCAAGAAAUCAAGAGGGUGCUGAGGCCAGGGGGGCUGUAUGUAAUUGUGGAACAUGUUGGAGCAAAAGAGGGAACAAUUCUCAGAUUUAUCCAGAGAAUUCUAGAUCCUCUUCAACAGGUACUAGCAGAUGGGUGUCACCUCUGUAGAGACACAGAAAGCCUUAUAUCAGAAGCUGGAUUUUCAAGAGUUGAGCUCAACACAGCAUCUCUGAAAAAGGCUUCAUUUGUAAACCCCCAUAUAUAUGGACUGGCUUACAAGUAAGCAUCAAGUUCUUAAAUAGAUCGGUGCACAGUGUGGUUCAUUGUCUGUCGCAGGUUAGAAAGGAAAUCAGAAUUGACUGUGGAAGUUGGCUUAUGACGUUUUAUUAUUAUCGUGUAGAACUAUGUGACGUGUUUAUAUGUGUGUACAACGAAUAAACGAACAUGACAAGAUAUGAACUGCAUCUGAAUAUAUACUACACUCUAAGCGAGAGUGUGUUGUUUGCAUAUUC
Messenger RNA from Neltuma alba, 1208 nucleotides. RefSeq names its product methyltransferase-like protein 7A. Bases 77 to 979 code for a protein of 300 amino acids. NCBI's taxonomy places the organism in Eukaryota, Viridiplantae, Streptophyta, Magnoliopsida, Fabales, Fabaceae. The record is from RefSeq and is a predicted model, not a curated record. Gene Ontology annotation, molecular function: S-adenosylmethionine-dependent methyltransferase activity. The transcript is spliced from 6 exons.